Psilocybe cubensis is the source of this 1983-nucleotide messenger RNA. RefSeq lists its product as uncharacterized. The record is from RefSeq and is a predicted model, not a curated record. The transcript has 12 exons. The coding region runs from base 1 to 1983 and encodes 660 amino acids. Gene Ontology annotation, molecular function: cysteine-type endopeptidase activity; cysteine-type deubiquitinase activity. NCBI's taxonomy places the organism in Eukaryota, Fungi, Basidiomycota, Agaricomycetes, Agaricales, Agrocybaceae. Gene Ontology annotation, cellular component: nucleus; cytosol. Gene Ontology annotation, biological process: protein deubiquitination.
AUGCAGCUUUCUCUAGAACAGGAACGGCUUGAACAGAAUAAUGGGGACCUUUUGGCCCAGAUCUCCAACGUCGACACGCAGGUAGCAAGGCGUGUGUUGAGGAAAUUUAAUGGCGAUAUGGAGAAAGCCGCAGAUGCACUACUGGCUGGUGAUAGAGCUUUGGACUGGGAAACGAAGCACAGAAAUACUCCGGAACCAACGUAUUCGGAUGGCAAGGAUAGUUCGAAAAGUGUUAUGCCUGCCCCUUCCACCUCUGUUAUCGACCUAACCGCAGACGACGACGAAAUGACGCGUGCAUUACAGAUGUCAAUGGAUGAAAGUUCUCAGGUUAGCAAAUUUGGCCCCAGUGAUAGGGCGCCUAACCCGGAGUGGGCGAUGGUACGCUCGAACGAUCCAAUUGUUCCUGGUACAACUAAUGAAGAUCACACUCUCAACGAGGCUAUCCAAGCAAGUCUUCAAGAUUUUCAAGAGGAUGUCGAUGUAUCCCCCUUCUCGGACAGUCUCCGCGAGGGAGGCCGCCCUAUCGCUCUCCGCACCCGUACGAAAGAACUUGCAUACGGUGCUUUGGUCAUUCAAGCUCUUUUUUUCAUCCCUCAGGUCAGGGCAACUGUGUCCAACUUUCGCCUGCCUAGAAUAGAACCGUCCGCACAACUGGGACAUCCAAGUCGAAUCAUGUGGAACUUGAUUGAGCUAUUCACCAACAUGGACCUCGCUCAACUUGCUGCCAUUAUAGACAAUGAACUACUUCCCGCGAUGUUUACAGAGCGGCUAACUCCGGGUCAAUCUCUACCUGAUGCAUCGGCUGAUAUCGUAAAACAUGUUGCUGGCCUGAUAGAGCAGCACGCGGCUGCUCAAGCUACGGAAGAAGACGAAAUGGAAGAGCGUCUUUUCUCUUUCACCCAUGGUAAUGUUGUUCUCAACAAUCAGGAUGCUGCUAUAAAGAGCAACCGAAGCUCUGAAGAUGGGAUAGUUGUUACCGUUGAAUAUGGAGACAGCGUACUCCAUAACGACCUGAUUUCCUGCAUAUCUGACAACCUCAACAAAAUUGAGCCUACAUGCUCCUCACACGAUGUUAUCAUAAGACCUUCGGAUGUUAUUACUUUCCAGCUCAGACGACUACCCAAUGCAAGCUCCUCAAAAACAUCGCCAGACCCAUUUGUAUACCCUAAAUCUUUAUACCUGGAUAGAUUUAUGUUCGACAAUUUGGCGUUCACAAACAAUAAAAGGAAACAGGAGCGGAGGAUGUUAGAGGAGAUCGAAAACCUCAAGGCUCAGAAGGAAAAGUUGACGCGUUCUGAUAAUCGCGAUUCGCUGCAAACUCUUCGAAACACGGUAUACUACUAUGAAUUUAUUGCCAAGUCGGAUGGAGAUCGCGCGCGCGAAGCCAGACUGCAACGAGUAACGGAAAAUUUGAGGGACAUUUUGACGGGACUCGAGGCCAAAGUGGAAGAUAUUGAUCGGCAAAUUGAAAAACUGCAGGCUGAAGUUGCCGUUGUAUACGACUGUCCUGAAUUGCAGCAAUAUCAGUAUGACCUCCGUGCCGUAUUGGUCCACAGUGGUCUUCCGGGGCGCAAACAUAUCUACUCAUAUGUUCAGGAUAUUGAAGGUGUUUGGUGGAAAACAGUUGACCAUGAAGUCACUGAGGUACCAGAGGAAACUGUCCUUACUGAUCCCACUGGUCUUCAUCUUGGGGCCGGUCCCUAUAUGCUGUUCUAUAGCCGACAUCUUACACAUGACCAGUUACACGAACCGCUCGUAUGGCCCAACGUAUUCUCCGAAGCUGUCGCAGACAACAACAAAAAGUUUUUGGCCAUGAUGCACCCUGAACUCGAAAUUUUCUCAAAUGCCAGUUUAGAAUCACCUGAAAUACAACCUACUCCUCGCGCGCUGCCAAUUCCGCAAGAACGACAACAUACUCGUGACAGCUCGAGAAAUAUGAUUGUCGAUGAGCCUACAUUUUCGCUGCCUCCGCCGCCAUACUAA